Chaetomium fimeti is the source of this 1001-nucleotide messenger RNA. RefSeq names its product RTA1 like protein-domain-containing protein. NCBI's taxonomy places the organism in Eukaryota, Fungi, Ascomycota, Sordariomycetes, Sordariales, Chaetomiaceae. The record is from RefSeq and is a predicted model, not a curated record. The transcript is spliced from 3 exons. Gene Ontology annotation, cellular component: membrane. Bases 36 to 1001 code for a protein of 321 amino acids.
GCCGUUGGGAACGACGUCGUCUUCGUUCUGCGAGGAUGGAGGCUGACGUGUCUAAGGAAGGACUCCUGAGUUGCCUUCAUUUCCUCCUCCCCCAACGCCUUCCGCUCCUCGACAUCUUCAAAAUGGCAAAACUGGAGCCUUUCAGAGGGGAUUACUACCUCUGGAAGUACCUUCCUUCUAUCCCAGCAGCCGUUGUUUUUCUGCUUCUGUACAUAUGCGCGACCUUGGCGUUUUCCUGGCGCAUUUGGAGGACGAAGACAUGGUUUUGCACCGCUUUUGCCAUAGGAUGCCUAUGCCAGUUCAUCGGUUACGCUGCUCGGAUCUCUUCGCAUCACAAAACCGCCAAGGUCAUGCCCUUCGCCAUCCAAAACGCGUUUAUCCUGAUUGCCCCGGUGUUUUUCGCGGCCUCGAUCUACAUGACACUCUCUCGAGUGAUCCGGAGCGUUGGGGGAGAGAGACAUGCCCUGUUCAAGUUACGCUGGCUCACCAGGAUCUUUGUCACGGGCGACAUUCUCGCCUUGUUGAUCCAGAGCGGUGCCGCCGGUCUAAUGAUUGUGGAUUCCAUGGCGUCGAUUGGCGAAAUCGCCAUCAUCGGUGGCCUAAUCUUUCACAUCAUCAUCUUUGGCGUCUUCUGCGUGACCGCCACCCUUUUCCACGCCAAGAUGCGCCGGGACCCGGUAGCCGCGUCCAUACCCAAGGAGCUGAAGUGGGAGCAGAUCUUGCAUAUGCUGUACGCCUCGAGCGGUCUGAUCAUGGCACGUUCCAUCUUCCGUAUGAUCGAGUUCAUCAUGGGCCAGGAUGGCUACCUGCUCAGCACAGAGUGGCCACUCUAUGUGUUUGACUCGGUGCCCAUGUUCGCAGUUGCUGUCAUAUUUUGGUGGCGGUUCCCUUCGACGGUCCAAACGCCCAACGCAAGUGGCGAGUGGGAAGAAACCCGUGGUGGCUCGAUGGACUCGUUGGCGCCAACCGGCCAAGCUACGCCGGUCAAGAGAGGAUAUUGA